AUGAUUCUCAGGACGAUUUCUCUCUUGAUCUAUGCCGUAGCCGUCCUUGCGGCUCCGGCUUUCCAACCUCCGGAGCAACAGUCUCCGGACAAUUUCGAGGCUGGCUGCUCUUUGCGUUUCUUUCCUUUGCGCCGCGAGUGUGAUGUCUCUCACAACAACGAUACUAUUGCCCGUGUCGGAGACCAACCGUUUGAAGACCCUGUCCUCGAUAUAAGAUACCCCCAAAACAACGAGUGCUGUGCCGACCCCUACGAUGACAACUACAUCAUCGUCGGAGACAAGCGGCUCUGGAACCACAAAGCCAACAUCUUCGCCAGGAAUCACGUCCCCACCCUCUUCUAUCACCAGAACCAGCUCUUCAAGGACAACCUCCAAAAUAAUCACCACAAGCAGCAGGAAAACAACUUCAACGGGGACGACAACUUCAACGGGGACGACAACUUCAACGGGGACGACAACUUCAACGGGGACGACAACUUCAACGGGGACAACAACUUCAUCAGGGAAAACAACUUCAACAGGGACAACAACUUCAACGGGGACGACAACUUCAACCGGGACGACGACUUCAACAGGGAAAACAACUUCAACCGGGACGACGACUUCAACCGGGACAACGACUUCAACAGGAACAACAUCCUCAACCGGGACGACGACUUCAACAGGGAAAACAACUUCAACCGGGACGACAACUUCGACAGGAACAACAUCCUCCUCGGCCUCCACUAA
This is a messenger RNA of Diaporthe amygdali, 729 nucleotides long. RefSeq lists its product as uncharacterized. The transcript is spliced from 3 exons. NCBI's taxonomy places the organism in Eukaryota, Fungi, Ascomycota, Sordariomycetes, Diaporthales, Diaporthaceae. Bases 1 to 729 code for a protein of 242 amino acids. The record is from RefSeq and is a predicted model, not a curated record.